GAGAACAGCGAUCUGUUCGAUCCAGGAAAAAACCAUCGAACUCCAAGCUCCGUUCUUCUUGAUCAUAAUAAUUUCAGCCACAAACUUGACGAAGACAUCAGUUUAAACGAAGCAACAACCAUGGUAUUCUUUUCCACCAUCCUCAAGGCCCUCAGCCACCAUGCCACGGAAACCCCCAACAAGCUUGUCCUCACAUGGGUGAACAUCAAGUGUGAGGAACAAAAGAAGAUGACAGUCAAACAAGUCGAAGAUGAAUCCAAUGCUGUGGCCGCCCGUCUGCUCAAGCUGGGAUGCAAGAAAGGAGAUCGUGUCAUGAUUGCAUAUCCCUUUGGCCUCGAGUUCUUGGCUGGCAUGUUUGGAGCAAUGAAGAUUGGAGUAAUCCCCUGUUCCAUCUAUCCACCCAAUCCCAAUCAGCUGAAGACGGAAAUGCCCAAGUUCCGCAGAUUUGCAGAGGAUGCCGGAGCCAAGUACGCCCUAAGCACCAGUUCUUUUGCUACUGCCAUGACUGCUGCUAGUGUCCUCUACAAGACUGGAGUCAAAUGGAUCGGAACUGACAAACUCCCAAUCAAGAAACGAAACCCCAACAAGCCCAAAGAUUAUGAGACCUUUGUGGGAGAACCAGGAGCCAUCUGCUUCGUCCAGUACACCUCUGGUAGCACUGGACAUCCUAAAGGAGUCAUGAUCAGCCACAACAACCUAGUUGAGACAUGCAAGGCUGGAGUUACUCUGACUGAUUGUUUGGAAUCUAAUGAUUUGGAAGUCUUGUGGGUCCCCCAAUAUCAUGACAUGGGCCUUGUAACCGGUUUUAUGGGUGCUAUCUAUUCUGCUGGUCCCCUCGUUAUGGCAUCUCCCUUGGAUUUCAUUGUCAAUCCAUUACUGUGGACUGAUAUGGUCGAGAAAUACCAAGCCACCAUCACUUCUGCUCCUAACUUUGCUUAUGCAUUGCUCCUUAAGCGCUUGGAGCAGGCCAACAGAAAAGCGGACUGGAGUUGUGUGAAGCGUGCCAUGUUUGGUGGGGAACCCGCCCAGAAGCAUGUUGUGGAAGCGGUGGCAAAGACUCUUUCGGUCAAGCCUGAACAUAUAUACAACGUCUAUGGUAUGGCUGAAAUGGUGGUGCUUAUUACUGGUGGGCCAGCCAAGGCAGACUCCGAAGGCCUGGUCUGCUGUGGAGAAGUAGAUUCAGCUACCCUCAAACUUCGAAUCGUCGAGGAGGGAAAAGAGAUUGAAGAAGGACAGGUUGGAAGUAUCUGGGCCCAGUCACCCCGAGUUGCGGCCGGAUACUAUGGCCAGUCUGAGCUAACCACCACUACCUUUGCCAAUGCAUUGCACGGUUAUGAUGGUACCUGGCUAGACACUGGUGAUUUGGGAAAGAUUGUGGAUGGGCAGCUGUACAUCACAGGCAGACUCAAAGAUGUCAUCAUUAUCAAUGGAAAGAACUACUAUCCAAGUGAUGUGGAGCUCUCUAUUGACGAUGCUUUUGGUGAUGUUAUCCGUCCAGGAAGGACCACUGCAUUCCAGCAAGGGGAGGACAGUAUUGGAAUCACAGUCGAAGGACGCAAAGGUUUUGACAAGUCUGGAAAUGAAGACUUGGCCGUCAAGAUAGCCAACCAUGUUUCCCAAUUCCAUGGGCUUUAUGCCUCGGAGGUUGUUGUCCUCAAGCUUGGUGUGACACCCAAGACCACCUCUGGCAAGCUGAAGAGGAGUGAGAUCAGGCAGAUUACUACUGCUGGUGACUGGAAGGGAGCUUCUAUACUCCUUCACUUGCAACGGAAGGAAGUUGUUGCUCCUCUUCCCAAGGGAAAAAGGUCUUCUUUCUUGGAGAGAAGUUUUUCAAUGAAGGGUGUUGCCAGCAGUGAGUUCUACCUCAACGAAGACACCUCUUCUUUCUUGGAGAGAAGCUUUUCAAAGAAUGGUGUUGCCAGCAGUGAAGACACAUAUACUGGGCAUGAGAUGAUGAAAGAAACCAUGAGUGUUGCUGUUGUGGGUGGUGGGGCUGCUGGUCUUAUCACAGCUCUCAGAUUGGCUCAAAGAAAUAUCAAAGUUACUGUGUUUGAGCAAAAUGAGCAGAUUGGUGGCCAUGCCAGGCACACAACAGUCUUUGGGCAUGAGCGCAACCCAGCCUUUGGAAUGUUCCUUGGCAGUGCUUGGCCAAACCUCAUGGCUCUGGCAAAAGAACUUGGAGUUGAUCCAGUUCCUAUGGCCGCAGUUCAGGAGGUUAGAGAUGUUGUGGGGAUGGGGACAGGCAUGAUCCCAGAGGCCAACCCAGCUGAAAUUGUUCGGUUUCUUACGGAAAUGAAUUUUGUUUACAAGUCUGGAACAGGGCAGAGUGAAACUAUUGGGCAAUACAUGGCCAGAAAUGGAUUUGACCACCACUUUGUUGUUUCUUACUUCCUUGGAAGAAUGAUCAGUUUUUUUGCUGGUAAUUCAAUUCAACAGUAUCUGGACUAUCCACUGGAUCUGAUUGCUUGGUAUGUUGCAGCCAUUGUCACUUCAUCUGCUGAUGAAAGGGUCUUGCGUAUGCGCAACAAGGAAUACAUGGCUGCAUUCGAGCAGAAACUUUUGAGCCUAGGUGUGGAGUUCAAAAUGGGCUGUUCCCCAAGCAUCAUUGGCCGCGAUAAAGGUGUCUCAAUCUCGACCAGCACUGGAGAUGAUGACAUUAUGCAGUUUGAUAAACUUGUGCUGGCAGUUCCUCCCAAUGCUGCACUGCAGGUUCUGGGUGAACAUUGCUCUGAUUAUGAGGGAGCCCUGGCAGACUUUGAGUGUCCGUUAGAGACAGUUGUGUACCACACAGAUCCAAAGUGGGCACUUCCCAGCAAGAUCAAUGGAGUAUUUGCCAACAUCCCAGACUGUGGAUUAUUUUUGCCUUCUCUUGACGACACAAUCCCAAUCACGUCAUCAUUACCAAGUGACACUGACAACAAGACCCCUAUCUAUGCAACACAUGCCUACUCCACCUUCAAUGAGUUGGACUUUGCUUCCCCUAUAGAAACUAUGACAUUCACCCACACAAAAGUCACAUGUAAAGCAAUACUCCUUCGAAAGUCUUUGCUUCGGCAUCAAGGGAGGCGUUCUACCUAUUUUGCUGGUGGUUGGACACGUGGUCUCAUGUUACAUGAGGACGCUCUUGCAAGUGGAAUUAAAGUGGCAAAUUCCAUCUUACGUCAAUUGGGGGAAGAGUCCCACCCUAUUCUCAAAAGGACCUUAGCCAUGAAACAAACAAUGAAGUCGGUUGACUGCAAAUUGAUGAAAAACAAUAUUGAUAGCACUAUUGAAGAAAUUGCUCCCUCUGAGGAACAGGAAACUGAGAACACAGAUGACCAUUUCUCAUCUAAGUUUGAUAGUUUUAUCUCUUCCAUCUUUGGGUCAGAUGUACCAGUAGACUCAUUGAAGACAUGGACUGAAAAUGGACUCUCAUCUCUGAAGAGUGCAGAGCUCAGGAACAAGGUGGAGGAAGAAUUCCAUGUUACACUGCCAGCCAACUUUGAACAGCUCUACCCAACGCCCAAUGCACUCUCAGUCUUCUUGGAGGCAUCAAAAGGCCAGAGCUUUCCCAAACAUGAUGUUGGUCAGCGUGAGUUCGAGUGGAAUACUUCAAGGUCAAAGUGCAGCAAGCCAGUGCUCGGCAUGCUCCAGGGCCUUGCAUCAAUUGUGAUUUUUUUGCUGCUGUUGGUUUCACUUGUCCCACCCUAUUUCCUUGUCAGUUGGGCUAUGGACCAUUGUGACUCUACCACAGGUUCAGAGUGUCAUGGCCCCGCCUUUUGGAUUCUUUUGCCCAUGGCCUUUCCUAUGUUGAUCCUAUCCUUCUCCUUGGUUGUGGUGUUUUGCAAGUAUGCGGUUAUUGGGACUUAUCAACCUCGACAGUUUGAGACUUUGUCAUGGGCCUACCUUCACUGGUGGUUUAUGGACAGGCUGAUGGCAGUUUGGGAGUCACUGGUGGGUCCAUUUUAUGUGGAAACCAAGUACAUUUGGAUCUUCUACUGGCUUCUUGGAGCAGACUUGGCCUGGUCAGCCAAAAUUGAGUCAUACAUCCGCGAAUUUGAUCUGGUCAAAGUGGGAGAAAAUGCCACUAUUGGGCACCCUCUAAAGUGCAGGACGUUCUCUCAAUCCAAUGAAGAAUGUCCCAAAAUGACCUUGCGCCCAAUAGUUCUUGGAAACAACAGCAAAAUCUCUGGAAUGGUUAGUCCCGGUGCGAUCAUUGGUGGUGGCAGCAAGGUGGAGAAGUUGACUGUUGUAGGAGAAGGUGCAGAACUGCCAAAUGAUGUCCUUGCCAAGGGAAUUCCUGCCUAUAGUUCUGGGGUCCACCAUUAUUCAGAACCAAUCCAAGAGCAGGAAGCAAUGUUGGGUGUCUUCAAGACUGUUUGGCCCCUUAUAGAAGCUUACCACUUCUUCACACUUUCCUUCCUGGUCCAUACAUUGCUCAAUCAAAUCUUGCCUUCAUGGCGCUAUGCCACUAUUCUGCACUGGAUCUUGCUUUUUCCGGCCUCCUCUCUCCUUGCCCUGCUCACAAGCAUGGCUCUCAAGUGGCUUCUGAUUGGGAAACGAGAUCCCUCAGAUGACUAUGAUGGCUCCCUAUAUCGCCGAGCAACCAAUUGGGCAUGUGACUUCCACUUCCGUGUAGCUUGCUGGACUCUUACUCCCUUCUUUGGCCAGUCCAGACUUUGGAACAUUGUCCUCAUCCUCCAUGGCCUUGAUGUUGAUCUGGAAUCGGGCCUCAACAACCCUUACUUCAUCUUCUAUCCUUCCAAUGUUGACUUUGUUAAGAUCCGGAAAUCAUUUGUUGCUACAAUCUCGCUUGAUUUCACCAAUCGAGGUGACUCUAAGAUUGAGAUUAUCAACAGCAGUGUUGGCUACAAUGUCAUUCUACAUGCUGGUGUCAAGAUUGUGCGAUCUGUAAUUCCCCCAAGAUCAGAUGUGUCUGACAGUGUUUAUGAUUUGAACCCUGGAGAGCCAUGGAAGCUUGGUUUGAUGAUGGACUGGAUCCUUCCAGAAGUGGUUCAAAUGCUCUUAAAUUUGGUGAUUUUUGCUUCCCUUAUUCCUGCCUAUGAGAUUGGCCUUGCUGCCACAAAGAGUUCUUCCAUUUCCAUUACUAUAAGUGGGAUUGCCGCAGCCUUUGUUCUCCAAUUAUUCCUAUGGUUACUUUUAUCCCGAGUAGUUGAAAAGGCAUUGUGGAUUCUACCAGCACAUGCUCAAAGGAGUUUCUUUGGAGUCUACAUCAACCAAGUCUGGCUUUUUCGAGAGGGAAACUGGCUUGUUUUCCUUCUCUAUGGGACUCCAAUGUUUGCCUACUAUGCUCGCAUGAUGGGUGCAACGGUUGAAGGGGAGCUAUGGUACUUUGGCAAUGCUCUCUAUGAGUAUGACUUUUUACAUUUCAAAGGAAGCACAAUUGUUGACAGUGCUCAUGUGAGCGGACACUACAUUGAUAGCAAUGGGCUUACUAUUGCUGACACAUGUGUGUCUGGAUUGUUGCAUCCAGGUUGCUAUGCUUCUGCUGGAUCCGUGGUAUCUGCUGCCGAACAUGGUCCAUGGAAGGUGUUCUUAAGAAGUGAUAUGGGAGCCCAGGAUUCAAGGAAACUGUCGGCUGAUUCAACCUCCAGCAUUGUUAAUGCAUCGGACUUAGUUUAAUUACUGUUCAAGAUUCGUUUCCAGUUACAUGUUCC
Messenger RNA from Seminavis robusta, 5657 nucleotides. The record is from the annotation of a GenBank genome assembly. NCBI's taxonomy places the organism in Eukaryota, Bacillariophyta, Bacillariophyceae, Naviculales, Naviculaceae.